GUAUUAUAUGUCGUCCAUAUUGUUUAUUUUGUUUUUGCUUUCCGGUAGCGGGAAUUUUUUCAACAUAAUAUUUAUUUUCCAUUUAUUGUGCAAGCAUAGUAAUAACUAAAAUUUUUAUAGUACAAUAUAGUAAAGAUUUGUUUUUGCUAUUCAAUACAAACCUUAUUCAUAAGUGUAUAAAGUAAUUAACAGUAAUGUCUGAAAAGGAAGAACUUGCUUUACCAUCAGCAGUGAUAACUAGACUGUUAAAAGAUGCUAUCCCAGAUGGUAUAAAUAUUUCUAAAGAAGCAAGAGCAGCAGUUUCUAGAGCAGCUGCUAUUUUUGUUCUUUAUACAACUGCUUGUGCCAGUCAUGCCCAAGCUGCAUCUCAGCGCAAAACUUUAACAAUAGAUGAUGUGUAUGCUGCACUAGAAGAUAUGCUUUUUGAGGAUAUGAUCGAUCCCAUAAAAGAAAGUUUGCAAGCCUAUCAUGCCCAAAAGAGUAAGAAAGAAUCUUUGUCUAAUUCUCCAACCAAGGGUGAGAAGGUUCCAAAAAAGAGAAAACGUUCUCAAAGUGCAACGGCUAAAGAAACAGAAAGUGCUAAUGUCUUUGAUGCCAGUGCUUCUCUGUUUGCAGGAACUAGCAGUGAUUUAAUGACUGGAGAACUAGAAACUGAUGUUUCUGCAGAAGUAACAAUUUAAUAUUUCUCAAAUGUAAAUAUAUGUACAUAUUUGUAAAUACAGGAUGAAAUUUUAUGGUCAUUAAACUUUCAUUUCUUCACCAA
Molecule: messenger RNA, 763 nt
Organism: Parasteatoda tepidariorum (common house spider)
Lineage: Eukaryota; Metazoa; Arthropoda; Arachnida; Araneae; Theridiidae
Product: DNA polymerase epsilon subunit 3
Biological process (GO): heterochromatin formation; leading strand elongation; DNA damage response
Cellular component (GO): epsilon DNA polymerase complex; CHRAC
Molecular function (GO): chromatin DNA binding; protein heterodimerization activity
Source: RefSeq, a predicted model, not a curated record